ACUAUGAACAACAAAAUUUUCAGAGCGUGGCAUUUUGAUUGUUCUUGAUACUGUAAAGAUAAGACCCCCCUACCUACAUUGUUGAACUUCAUUUACUUUGUGAGACGACCUUGGUGUUAAGUUCCCGACUUGAUGCCUAUAUAUAACAUCAUUUCAUGACUGUCUGAAUACAGUAAGCUUUCACUAGGGGUGCACUAGUUCUAGGGAAAGAUGGAUGAGGAUCUUAAGUGGCCGGGAGAGGAAAAUGAUGAUGUUCCUGUUGCUGAAAACUUUAACUCACAACUGCCACAUAUGGAUGUUCCUUUCAGGGGGAUGACCGUGACCUCGGGGACAGCCACCCUGAAGAAGGACGCCCAGAACCUCAUAGGUAUCAGCAUAGGAGGUGGGGCCCCGGUCUGCCCCUGCCUGUAUGUGGUCCAGAUAUUUGACAACACCCCAGCGGCCAAGGACGGCACCCUGGCUUCUGGGGAUGAAAUUGUGGGGGUCAAUGGACAGUCUGUGAAGGGAAGGACCAAAGUGGAGGUGGCAAGAAUGAUACAGAGCAUUCAGGAGGAGGUCACAAUCAGUUACAAUAAAUUACAUGCUGAUCCUAAACAGGGGAAGACCUUAGACAUAGUGUUGAAGAAGGUGAAGCACAAAGUUGUGGAAAGCAUGAGCUCCAGCACAGCUGAUGCACUGGGACUAAGCAGAGCCAUCCUCUGCAAUGAUGGUCUGGUGAAGAAGCUUGAAGAGUUAGAGAGAACAGCAGGGAUGUACAAAGGAAUGAUGGAACACACAAAGAAGUUACUCCGAGCCUUUUUUAACCUGGCUCAAACUCACAAAGCUUUUGGAGAAACAUUUGCAGGCAUCGGCGUCAGAGAACCCCAGCCUAAUGCUAGUGAAGCAUUUUCUAAGUUUGGAGAAGCCCACAGGGAUAUAGAAAAAUAUGCCAUUAAAAUGUUAAGAACAGUGAAGCCGAUGGUAGCAGAUCUGAAUACGUAUUUGAACAAAGCAGUACCAGACACCAGGUUGACUUUAAAGAAAUACCUAGAUGCAAAGUUUGAGUAUUUGUCAUACUGCUUGAAAGUCAAAGAGAUGGAUGAUGAGGAAUAUGCCUAUAAUGCCCUGGGUGAACCUCUGUACAGAGUGGAGACAGGGAAUUAUGAAUACAGGUUAAUCCUGCGCUGCAGACAGGAGGCUAGGGCCAGGUUUGCCAAAAUGAGGUCAGAUGUGCUGGUCAAGAUAGAGCUGCUGGAUCAGAAACAUGUUCAAGACAUAGUCUUUCAGCUCCAACGUUUAGUCACAGCCAUGUCCAAGUAUCACAAUGACUGUCAAGUUGUGUUAAAAGAAGCAGAUGUGUUCCCAAUAGAAGUGGACUUGGCCAGAAGCACUUUCACAUAUGACACUAGUAACCAGUUUAAUGACAAUGAGGAGGAUGAAGAGGAGGAAGAAGAAGGCACAGAUACAGCUAGAAAUCAAACAGGAGCUUUCAGUGGAGAUCUCAUCAGUACUGAUUAGAUAGGGUCUUCUUGAAAAGAUGUAGAUGUACAGGAUAAAAGUUGGUUUUCUAUUUUUCUUUGUUUUCAUAGUAUUCCCAGAGCUUUAUUUCAUUUAAUGCAUUUAUGUCAGAAGUGGCAUUUGAUCAGUUUUGACUGAACUUCAAUUACUGAAUCUUUUAACUAAAGUUUUGUUUAGAAAGAUAACUAUGUUAUUGAAUAUUAAAGCUACGGGUUGUUAUGAACUUCUUGUAAUGUCUUUAUUUUCUAUUUUUUUCUGUUUUAUGAAGUCAUAGACUAAGAUGUCUUUGUGUUUUGUUUUUCAAAAGACAUAAGGUGAAGGUAUUUUUUUCAUUCUUAGCCUUGUUAAGACUGUAACUCAUUCCAUUGUUUGCUAAACAACAUCUAAGAUUAUAGAAGCUGGUAGCCACAUCAUAACAUUGGCAUUCCUGAUUGAAGCA
Lingula anatina is the source of this 1936-nucleotide messenger RNA. Its product is annotated as PRKCA-binding protein. The record is from RefSeq and is a predicted model, not a curated record. Gene Ontology annotation, molecular function: phospholipid binding; protein kinase C binding; protein domain specific binding. Gene Ontology annotation, cellular component: neuron projection; postsynaptic density; postsynaptic early endosome. Lineage: Eukaryota; Metazoa; Brachiopoda; Lingulata; Lingulida; Lingulidae. Gene Ontology annotation, biological process: regulation of Arp2/3 complex-mediated actin nucleation; positive regulation of receptor internalization; receptor clustering.